Molecule: messenger RNA, 642 nt
Organism: Punctularia strigosozonata HHB-11173 SS5
Lineage: Eukaryota; Fungi; Basidiomycota; Agaricomycetes; Corticiales; Punctulariaceae
Exons: 2
Coding region: 373-567 (64 amino acids)
Source: RefSeq, a predicted model, not a curated record
CGACUCUGCAUCAGUGGUCUGCUCAUAGCCUGGUUCAUACGGCCAUCCCUAAGUCACCCCAGAAGAGACAAGUAGACCGCAAGCGGAAUCCGGGCCUGCUUACCCGAUCUCGUUCUACUCUUCCUUCAUGCCCCGCAUCGGGAGCGCGAUGGUCAAGUCCAACUUACUGGAUCCCCUUCCAAGCUCACGGCGCUUUUUGUGCUCUUUAUCCACGAUCGACGUCUCAAGGCCUGUCGUGCCACGUCGCACCUUUUCCGUCGCGGCGACUACUUGCAAUGACCUCUUCGAAUACACAAAUGGACGCUAGGUUUAUAAUGAAGGGCUUCGACUCGCGGAGCGGAGGGUCGUUUUUGACGUGAAGUCACUCGCGCGAUGUCAGUGGGCCGAACCCCUGCGGACGUUAUCAGCUUGACAAAGCUCGCCGAGGGUAGAUUCAACCGUUCCUCCUCGUCACCAUGCGCGACAGCUUCCACAUGGUCGCUCGCACUCCUUACCCGCUUACCGUCCCCCAAGUACUACGCCGUUACCAGACGCUCUAUAGCGCAAGUGCACGAAACUCAAAACUGACAUUUCCAUAACAUGACUUGACAUUGUGCGACGUUCGACAUAUUCUAUCAUUCCUACCCUUCGCUCAGACUCAGC